UCCGGCUCAACUUCCUUCUCUUCUUCCUAAAUUUGGCUGCUUCUGUUUGAUCACUUAUUCCCAUGAAUUUCGUUCUAACCACUUCAAGACAGCAUAAACAUUAAACAGAACCUUCCAAAUCCAAUAGCAAUGCAACAUCGAAUAUUGUCGAUAUUUCCAUAGUUCAUGCACCCUUUAAAUUCGUCCGUUCAAGGUCAAAUCAAAUUCCCUUUCCAGUACUGUCUCCUGGCUCAAAUCCUGAAUCAUGGCUAGCCUGAAAUCUGUGGCUUUUUUGUUUCUCGUCAUGAUUUGCAAAUUUGUCAAAUUUUCUGAACCUUUCUCUGCAGCAAUUCACCCAAAAUUUUUAGCGCCGGCCCCAGAUUUUUCUCCACCAAUAUCCGUUUCCCCUACCUGUAGUCCUGUUCCUUACUCGCCAGAACCCUCUACACCUCCCUACCUGCCAAGUCCAAGUCCAAGUCCAGCUCCAAGUCCAACUUCUUACCCGCCGGUGCCUGCAGCUUCUCCAAUUCCUCAAGGAAUCAAAGCUGCUUAUUGGCCAUCAUUUGAUUCCUUUCCAGCUUCCUCCAUUGACACUUCGUUUUUCACCCAUAUUUAUUACGCCUUCCUGUUGCCCGAACCUAACACUUUCAAACUCAACAUUACCCUAUUGGACCAACAAAAGUUAUUUGAAUUCAGGAUUGGGCUAAGCGCCAAAAACCCACCCAUUCAGACUAUACUUUCCAUAGGAGGAGGCGGGAAUGACCCGGAUGUAUUUGCUCAAAUGGCAAGUACCCAAGAAACCCGUGGGGCUUUCAUUAAUUCCACUAUCGAAGUGGCUCGAACAUACGAAUUUAAUGGUGUUGACUUAGACUGGGAGUUCCCUGCAACUGUCAACGACAUGGCAAAUCUUGUGUUGCUGUUCAAGGAAUGGAGAAAAGCACUCAAAAUUGAAGCCAAAACUAGUGGAAAACCACGUUUGCUUUUAACUUCUGCUGUGUAUUACUCUCCAGAGUUCACUAGUUAUGGCUUGUCUCGAUCUUAUCCAGCCCAUGCUAUAGCCAAAUAUUUAGAUUGGGCUAGUCCAAUGUGUUAUGAUUAUCAUGGAAAAUGGGAUAAUUUCACUGGGAUACAUUCAGCUCUGUAUGAUCCCAAUGGUACUAUUAGCAGUAGCUAUGGAAUUGGGUCUUGGAUUCGGGCUGGGGUGCCGCCCAAAAAGUUGGUGAUGGGGUUGGCAUCAUAUGGGCAUACAUGGAAGCUCAAGGAUCCGAAUAUUAAUGGAAUUGGGGCACCAGCAAUUGGUGUGGGACCUGGAGAUGAAGAUGGGCUCUAUAAUUAUUAUGCCAUCGUUGAUUUUAACAACAAGAAUAAUGCUACAGUCAAGUUUGAUUCGACAACUGUGUCCUACUAUUCAUACGUUGGAGACUCCUGGAUUGGGUACGAUGAAGUUGGGUCCAUUAAACUGAAGGUUCGGUUUGCACGGUUUAAGGGCUUGGCUGGAUAUUUCUUUUGGGCUCUUGGUUAUGAUAAGGAUUGGGCUCUCUCAAAACAAGCUGCAAGGGAAUGGGAUUACAAUAAACAUUGAGCAAAACCAUUCGUUGCAUCUUCAUCAGCAUUUAUGAACUCUAGUUGUUCAUUCAAUAAUAAUAAUUAUUAUUAUCAUUAAACAUGAAUGCUGUAGGA
Molecule: messenger RNA, 1659 nt
Organism: Durio zibethinus
Lineage: Eukaryota; Viridiplantae; Streptophyta; Magnoliopsida; Malvales; Malvaceae
Product: class V chitinase CHIT5a-like
Biological process (GO): chitin catabolic process; carbohydrate metabolic process
Cellular component (GO): extracellular region
Molecular function (GO): chitin binding; chitinase activity
Source: RefSeq, a predicted model, not a curated record